Messenger RNA from Trypanosoma theileri, 4662 nucleotides. RefSeq lists its product as uncharacterized. The transcript has a single exon. Lineage: Eukaryota; Euglenozoa; Kinetoplastea; Trypanosomatida; Trypanosomatidae. The record is from RefSeq and is a predicted model, not a curated record. The coding region runs from base 1 to 4662 and encodes 1553 amino acids.
AUGAAUGAGAUGGAACGUAUUUCACCUGUGCUUAACGUAAAUGACGCCUAUUCUCCUAUUGAGAUUUCCACCUCACCGCAUGUACCAUCUCGUUUGCGUCGGGCUUCUGAAGGGGUACAUGAUGAAGAGAAGGAAGAAAAGAAGGAAAUGGACCGCCAGCAUUUGGAAUUAGAAGAGAUAAAAGAGGAAAAGAAUACAAAUAGCACUCAUGAGGGUCAAGAUAAUCAAAACCAAGAGAAUAGAGAUACGAAUACUCCUCCUCCUCCUCCUCAAAUGGCUGGAGGGAAUAUGCGUGUACGAACUCUUAGUAGUACUAGUAUUAGUGGUGGUAUUCCAGAUGAGACGAUUUCAGCAUUAACAAUGACUGGUUGUAAACACACACAGCAGCAAAGUACAAUAUUACAUUUAGGCACCUCAUCUGAAGUGAUAUCCCCUACUUUACAGUAUGAUAAAAAUAACAUGAGAUAUCAAGUACCAUCAUCUCAGAAUGUUGAUAAUAAUGAUAAUGAUAAUAAUGUUAGUAGUAGUCAUAAUGUCACGAACAAUAAAAAACAAUUAGAAAAGAAUAUUAUGGAUACGAGUAGUGGUGGAAGAAAAAAUAAUCCUCAAAAUGUUUCUGGGAGACGUGCUCAAGAAACUGAUUCCACAGAUAUUCCACCUAAAAUUUCAACUCCAAGCAGACGUCUUGUUGAUGAAAAGUCCGGUGGUUGUUCAGGUUUCUGUGGGCCUAGGUUAAAUGUAUCGUUUUUACAUGGAUUUCGUGAUCUCUUUGGAGGGAAGAAAAAGAAAAAGAAAAAUGCUCAUGAGGUAUCAAAUAGAGCUGCACAGAGUACUCGUGAGGCGAAAGUAGAAGAAGAAGAAGAAGGAGCAGCAGCAACAACAACAACAGGAAAAACAACAAAAGCAAGAGAAACAGCAGCAGCAGCAGCAGCAGCAGCAGCAGCAGAUGCAAAUGCAGAAGGAAAACCUUUGGAUCUUUCACGAGCUUUGCCUGGUACUACUAACGCUAUUCUUUCUUCUACUACUAGUUCUACAAAUGUGGAGAAUGCGGAUUUUCCUCAGGUUGUCUCUGACAGAGAAUCCCUGCGACAAGAGCAGAAGGAGAAACAACAUCGUUAUCACGAUAUAAGUCUACCACCUGAUUCUACAAUAGAUCAUUGGUCAGAAGAUGAACAGUUUGUUGAGGAAUUGGAGAAUGGGUAUGGAAUGCAUAUAAAUAGUGAGAAUGGAGGAUAUGAGGAUGAUGAUGAUGAUAAUGAUGAUUUAGCAAUAGAAGCUAUGGCACGAGAAGCAGGAAUGAUGGAACCAGAAGAAAAAGAAGAAAAGGGGGAAAAAGAAGAAAAAGGAGAAAUGAUUCCAACUCUUUAUUCUUUGCCACCCUCUCCGCAUCAUCCUGCAGGAUUAGUAGACAGUGAAGAAGAUAAGUUAACUCCAAAACCACGUAGAAAACGCAUAUCACCUGGACGACUCUCUGAAUUGAAAUAUAAGAAUGUUAUUAAUGCUAGCAUCCAUAGUAGCUCUUCAUUAUGUUUUCUCGUCGAAGAAGAAGAAGAAGAAGAAGAAGAGGAAAACAGUGACGUUGUUAAUAAUAAUAAUAAUAACGAUAAUAAUAAUAAUGAAUGUGAUAGCGAAGGGGAAGUAAAAACGUCGGAUAAUAUAAAACAAACAGAAACAGCAACUGGCACUCUUGUACAUAAUGCCAACAAUGAAGUUGUUCCUAAAGCGAGUAAGCGAUCCACUCCAUCUGUAUCCAUCACAACAUCUUCAGCUCUCUUACCAUCCUCACCAUCACUACAACAGAGACGUAGUCAUAGUGCAACGCUUCCACGGAAAGAAACAAAAAGAACGAACUCAACACCUCAUUUUGUACGUGAGAACUACACAGGUGAUGUACAAGGAAGAUAUUAUGAUCAUAACGGUAAUAACAACAAUUACAGUAAUCAUAAUAAUAAUAAUAAUAAUAAUAAUAAUAAUAAUAAUCAUAAUCAUAAUAAUAAUAAUAAUGGGAGUAGAAGUAAAAGCAGAAGCGUUAGGUCUUCACGUACGGCAUCCGUUACAGCUCUCUCAUCACCUCAACGAAAUACACUGAUGAAGAAUAGAAAGGCAACGCCAGAGGAUAAGAAAAAGAGUAAUAAUAGUAAUUAUAAUUAUAAUAAUAAUAAGAGAGAGCAGAGAUCGAACUCGUCAGGUGUACUCAUCACUGCAUCGGCAAGAUCAUCAUCCGUGUCUGCAAAAGGAAGGACAACCACAUCAUCACAUGUAGGCUCUACUUUUUUUCGUCCAUCUUCUUCAUCGGAGCUAAGAGCAAAACAGAAACAACGACAACAGCAGCAACAAAAAGAGGAAGAGAAGAAGAAAGGGAAUAUAAAGGAAGAGAAUGAAGGACAUAAGAAGGAAUCAAAAUUUACUCGUUUGGUGCGAAGAGGAACAAGUAACAAGAAAACUGGAGUUUCCAUAACACGGUCAUUCCAUCAGGAUGGAAAUCAUUAUCCAAAACAUCAUUCCCACUCUGUGAAUAGUACUUGCAAUAGUAAUGGUAAUGGUAGUAAUAGUAAUAAUAACGGAGGCGGAGGUGGAGGUUCGUAUGUGCAAUUAGCAGCGAAAAGACGUGAAUACUUGAAUGCCGCAAUGGAUCUUACCAACAGUUAUACCGGUUCACAUGAUGGUAGUGCUCCAACUUUCUCUAACUAUCCAUUUAGUAGUAGUACUACUAGUCGUAAGAUCUCACGACGACGACAACAACAACAACAACAUGUAGGAGAUGAUAUAAUGGAAAUAUUUACAUCUGCACAGAGACAUCAUAGUCCUAGUAAACAUCGCGGGUACGUUGAGUCCCUGAUAUCAUCAAAGGGCAACAAUAAUAAUAAUAAUAAUAGUAAUAGUAGUAGUAAUAACUUCUAUUCACGUUGUAUUUCCCGUGCUGGUCUCACAUGGCGUGAGUUUAAAGCACGUUUUUAUGAUAAUGAGGGAAAUGCGAAUUCUAUAAACACAACCACAGCGACAGCAGGUUCUACAAUUGGUAUUAGAGAACCAACAUCCGAAACACAAGAGCAAUAUUUGCGUAGAGAAGAAAAAGAACUCUCUACACUUGCGGCAUGUGUACGUCCCUCAUGUGCUGCCUGUGGUCCAGAUGCUCAUGAGUUAUUUCUAUUAGGACUAUUAGCCGGUGAUAAAAAGGGAACUGUACUUGUUAACCCUAUACGUGAGGAAUUAUACGAACCUCCACCUCCACCUCCACCACCAUUACCAACACUUCCACCUGUAGCCACUGUUGUUGUUUCUCCAUCAUGUGGACAACGAGAAACUAUUACUGUGAGUACUCCACCGUGUGGAUCAGUUCCCUCCUUAUCUUUACACUCACAGGAAGUGGAUUGCGGCAGUCCAGUAGAAACUCACGUGGUGGAAUCUUUGGAUCAUACUGCCACUCCCAAUGUGGAGGAGGUGAAUACAUUAGCGGUAGUGGGGGAAGAUCCAAAAGAAUCUGAAGAAAAAGAGGAAGAGGAAGAAGAAGAGGGAGAUGAAUAUGUAUUUGAUGAGAUUGAAAGUAAUACCCACUUGGGUCUAUACUCAUCACAUGUGAGUAAGGCUGCUUUAAAUAAUUCCCAUGUUGCUACAGUUUCUACUCCUUUUAAUAUUCCAGUUUCUGCAGCUGAUGUUCCAAGAUCUUCUUCCUCUAAUUAUCGUACGAAUUCCAAUGAUAAUUGUAAAGAACAUGAUGUUCACAAUGAUGAAGAUGAUUCUUCUUAUUAUUAUUAUCAUCAUCAUGAUCAAGAAGAAAAAAACGAACGACAACAAAAAGAUGAAUAUUCACAAACAUGUAAUGAUGAAAAAGAAGAAACACCAGAGGUAAAAUCUAUGGGGGAAAUCCCUGAAAUGGAGAAAUAUAUGGGAGUAGACCCUAAAGUGAUUGCUGAGAAACUAGAUGAGUUGGAUGCGAUGCUUGCCCAUCGCUUUCCUUCUCUCUUCCAAACUCCAUCGAAUGAUGAAAAGGGAAAUCUCACUGAAAACUUUAAGAGUAGUGAAAAGAAUACUAACAACCGCUAUAAUGGUGUUACUCGUCUAGGAGCAGCAGGUGUUGUAGGAGGUAGUAGUAAUCGUAUGAGUAGUGGUACUGGUGGUAAUAUUGGUAAUAGUGUUAGCGGAAAGAUAAAAUCUACUGAAAAUCACGUAUUGCCAUUAUCAUCUGUUGCUGUUAUGGAUGAUGAUAAUGAUGAUGAUGAUAUUCAUAGUCAUAGUACCAGAAGUACUCUCACUAGAUUUAGAAAUAGAAGUAACAGUAAUAGUACUUGUGGAAUAAGAGAUACCACAAGUACUCGUCAUCCUAGUAUUAAUGAAUGUGAUGGAGUUGAGACGACGACAAUGAUGAUGACGACAACAGUAGCGGAGGCCUCACCAGCACUACCAGCAACGAGUGAUAAAGAUAUGGAUAUACACAGAGAUGAAAAAGAAAUAACGAAGAAAGAGAAUUGUAUGAAAAAUGUGGAUGGGACACUUGAAGCCUGGUUGGAAGAGCGGCGGCGAUUGGAGGAGAAGUUAAUAGCUGUUUCAGCAGAGCGGAAUCUGUUGGCAGAUCAACUUCGUAUAUGUAAUUUAUAUGAUACAGUGAAAAAAAGUAAUUUAAAUGAUGGGAAGAAGACGAUGGAAAAAGAGAGAAAAGUUUAG